This is a messenger RNA of Geodia barretti, 212 nucleotides long. NCBI's taxonomy places the organism in Eukaryota, Metazoa, Porifera, Demospongiae, Tetractinellida, Geodiidae. The record is from the annotation of a GenBank genome assembly.
AUGUAACCUGGAGCUCAGCCGUGACUGUCAGUGAUGGCCAUAAGCAGCUGUCUCUACCUAAGAUUAGGGAAUUAUCAAGACAGCAAAUCGAAGUUGGUGAGUCAUUGGGGUCAGGACAGUAUGGAGAGGUGUACCAUGGGAGGUGGCUAGCUGGAAGAGGUGGUCCAGUGGAGGUGGCCAUCAAGACCUUCAGCCCGGAGAAGGGGAAAAAC